AUGGAUGACGAUGACGAUGACGAUGAAAGUGAGACAGAUAAUGAAAGUAUCGAUAUUGCACCACCAAAGCCAAAAGUUGUAUCAGCUAGUAAAAGAAAUGAUGUUAGGAUAGCUGGUCUAAAUGCUCUUCCAGACGAUAAAACAGAAGAACAAUCCCUGCUAUUAGAAGAGGAGGAUGUACAAAUUACUAUUACAGCCUAUAAAUAUAGUCGGCUCCAACUGCUUAUAUAUCGCGUUUGCUCCCUUUUAACAUUGGGCAUUAUACCACUCGUUUGUCGCUGGAUUCCUAAAUUUUAUGUUGCAUGGAUCGGUGUAAAAGUACCAUUGAAAAAUGCUGAAUGGCUUGUAUUUGAGAGUGAAUACAAAGAGAUUGAGAUUAUCAGGCCCUUUAGGGAGUGGUACAAUGGAUCAAUAGGUUCAGUAUUCUGCUAUGACCAAAUUAAAGAAGAGCUUGCUCAAUACAAUUUGGAUAUUGGUGAAUCACAACAAUUAUUAAAUAUGAACGAACAAAUCAGUCAGUUGAUGCUUGUUGACUAUCGAUAUAAUCGUUUUGCUUAUCAUCCAUUAUUGCAUAAAUUUUUAAAUAUCGGGUUUUGGAAAGAUCAAACAUGGACUACUACCAAGAAUCUCAAAUCUGGACUAUUAGCCGAGAAAUAUCACGCGAGAUUAUCAGUUUUUGGACCUAAUUUAAUCAACAUUAGAGAAAAACCAACAUCAAAAUUGCUAACGGACGAAGUACUGAAUCCAUUUUAUGUAUUUCAAAUUGGCUCAAUCUUAUUAUGGAGCAUGGAUGAUUAUUAUUAUUAUGCAUUCUGUAUCUUCUUGAUCAGUGCAUUUAGUAUCAUUCAGACCCUAAUUGAAACCAAGCAGACAAUGAAAAGAAUGAAGGAUAUGUCCUUUUUCGAAUGUUCUGUCAGAGUAUUUAGAAGUGGUUCAUGGCAAAAUAUUAGCUCAGUGGAAUUAGUACCUGGUGACUUAUUUGACAUUACUCACAUACAUACCGUUCCUUGCGAUGCAAUGCUUGUUUCGGGCGAUUGUAUCCUGAACGAAUCCAUGUUAACUGGCGAGUCUGUUCCAGUUUCGAAAGUACCUAUUAACGAUACAACACUACGCAAAAUGAAUUUAUCAUCGUCCAGUAUACCAGCAGAAAUAUCCAAGCAUUUUUUAUUUAUGGGCACCAAAAUGGUACGAGUGAGAGGAACAGAUAAUAUCUCAACAGCGACUGCCAUUGUUGUAAGAACUGGUUUCAAUACAGCAAAAGGUGCACUUGUUCGGUCGAUGCUUUUCCCGAAACCUAACAAUUUCAAAUUCUAUAGAGAUUCCUUUAGAUUUAUUGGUGUAUUAUCUAUUAUAGCUAUUAUCGGUUUUUUGAUUUCAUCUGUCAAUUUUGUGCGCCUAGGAAUAGACACAACAACAAUGAUCUUGCGUGCAUUGGAUCUGAUCACGAUUGUUGUACCGCCAGCAUUACCAGCUACACUAUCCAUCGGUACGAGUUUUGCCAUUGGCCGAUUGCGAAAAUUGGGUAUCUUUUGUAUUUCGCCUCCUCGAGUCAAUAUCAGCGGUAAAAUUGACUGUAUGUGCUUUGACAAGACAGGAACAUUAACAGAGGAUGGAUUGGAUAUUCAUGGGAUAAGGGCAGUUGUUACUACUGCUAAUCAUCGAAAACUUUUUGAUGAAGAAUGCCAAACGAUCGCUCAAGUUGAUCCCAACAAUGACGAUGAUCCUACGUCCACAAAGACCAAAGUAUUACGCACUAUGACAACUUGUCACUCUCUUAAAAUAGUAAAUGGCGAGCUUUUAGGCGACCCUCUCGAUCUGAAAAUGUUCGAGUUCACCAGAUGGGAGUUGGAAGAGAGUGGUGGAGCAGCGAUCGCUGUAGCAGCAGCGUCAUCAUCUAAGAGUACCAAGCGUCGAAGUGAUUUGGCUUUGGAAACAAAAAAGAGUGCCAAAGUUGGCAUUGUACCUACCGUUGUUCGGCCUCCUGGUGUUAGUAGACAGGAAGAGGUCAAUAUAUUGCAACAACAAGAAGAGAGUAGUGCACCACCGCCUAUUGAAUUUGGCAUCAUCCAUACAUUUGAGUUCGUUUCUUCUUUAAGGAGAAUGAGUGUCAUUGUUCGUAGACUUGCAAGUCCAACCAUGGAAGUGUUCGUAAAGGGCGCUCCUGAAGUGAUGAAAGAUAUCUGUACGCCAGAAUCGAUGCCUGAAGAUUUCAAUGAAAGACUUUACAAGUAUACACAUUGUGGUUUCCGUGUCAUUGCGUGUGCCUCCAGACAAUUAUUAGGCGUCAAGUAUCACAAGCUUCAUAAAUUGAAAAGACAUGAAGUAGAGACAGGCUUAACAUUUUUGGGGUUCAUUGUCUUUGAAAACAAGCUGAAGCCUCGUACAACGUCAGCCAUUACCACUCUACGUACUGCUGGAAUCAGACAAAUCAUGUGCACAGGGGACAACGUCUUAACCGCAAUUAGCGUGGCCCGAGAAUGUGGACUCAUCGAUCAAGCAGCUGAAAUCUAUACCCCUCGAUUUUUGAAGGGUUCAUCAACAGACCCAGACUCUGAGCUUUGCUGGGAAAGUGUUGUAAAAGAAGGAGACGAAUUAUCUAAAGACACUUUACAGCCCCAUACUAGCAUUGCUCUUAAUGAUCGCUACGCUUCGUACGGUCAACAAGAAUAUUACUUGGCAAUCACGGGUGAAGCUUUUCGUUGGAUGGUAGAUCAUGCGCCUACAGAAGCCCUUCAACGAAUGCUUGUGAAGGGCGCUAUUUAUGCUCGUAUGUCACCUGAUGAAAAAGCGGAACUUGUUAAUGAGCUGCAAAGCAUUGGGUAUUGUGUGGGUUUCUGUGGCGACGGCGCAAAUGAUUGUGGUGCAUUGAAAGCAGGAGACAUUGGCAUAUCUUUAUCUGAAGCGGAAGCAUCUGUUGCAGCUCCUUUUACUAGCAACACUAUGGACAUCGAAUGUGUUAUUGACGUGAUCAAGGAAGGAAGGGCUGCGUUAGUUACCAGUUUCAGCUGUUUCAAGUAUAUGGCGUUAUAUAGUCUUAUUCAGUUUACUUCUGUUACACUUCUAUACGCCUUCGGUAGUAACCUAGGCGAUUUUCAAUUCUUGUACAUCGAUUUAUUUCUGAUUCUACCUAUUGCUGUGUAUAUGGGGCAUACAGCUGCAUGGCCGUAUCUUCAUAGAAAACGCCCAACAGCAAGCCUAGUUUCGAAAAAGGUUUUAACAUCGUUGUUGGGACAAAUUCUGAUAACUUCAACAUUUCAAUGCGUCUCCUACUGGGCUGUGCAUCAACAAUCGUGGUACGAACCUCCCACAUUCGACCCCGAUGGGCAAAAUAUCCUAUGUUACGAAAACACUGUUCUAUUCCUUGUUUCAAGCUAUCAAUAUAUGCUUGUUGCUGUCGUAUUCAGUGUUGGGCCACCUUAUCGAAAACCUCUUUGGACAAAUGAUAGAUUGGUUUUGACAUUAAGUAUCCUAAUUGGCCUUACUUCUUGGUUCGUUCUAGCCCCGCCAGCUUUCGUGCUGGAUUGGAUGGAGCUGAAAGUCCUACCGUUGUCCUUCAGGUGGUUUAUCUUAUUUUUAAUCACCCUGAAUCUCCUUAUCAGUUUACUUUGCGAAAAAUACGUUUUUGGUCACCUUUUGGAAGUGUUUCCCAAGCUGUUGAGCAAAAUACUGCCACGUCGUUCCGGUGGAUACUUCCUCCUUAAUAAUGGUAAUAAUACCAGUCAUAACGGAAAGAUCUACUAUAGAAUAAUGGACGAAAUGGGGCUACAUGAAAAUUAAUAAUGCUCUACACUGCACUAUGUUUCAAAUGGAAUAAAAUAAGCUUGAAAAACUCACUCAAGCCUUGCAUUUUUCUUCAUCGUAUAACAGUUCGUUUGCAUCAGCUUGCAGUAGAAGGAGUCUACAAAGCACCUACAUUAUACUUUUGAGGGCUUUUUUUUUUUCCCUCAAUAUUAGAGUGU
Molecule: messenger RNA, 3959 nt
Organism: Mycotypha africana
Lineage: Eukaryota; Fungi; Mucoromycota; Mucoromycetes; Mucorales; Mycotyphaceae
Exons: 11
Coding region: 1-3777 (1258 amino acids)
Biological process (GO): intracellular calcium ion homeostasis
Cellular component (GO): membrane
Molecular function (GO): ATP binding; P-type ion transporter activity; ATP hydrolysis activity
Source: RefSeq, a predicted model, not a curated record